AUGCAAACAGCACCCGUCGCACUAGCCGCAUACAAAUACACUGAAACAGAAUCAUCGCAGCGCCGGCGAACAGUCCGAUGCCGAGAUCAGGCACAAUCCAAUGCAUGGCAGCCUGCGCUCCCCAUCCGUACCACAGCACACCGACUGGGUAAGGAUCGAGGUGGGGAACAUGAGAACUACCCUGAAUUCUGCUUUGUCAUUUUCGCCAUGCUUCUUCAAGGCUCGGUAAACUGGAUCCGCGAGGAACCCGCAUACCUAUGA
Molecule: messenger RNA, 261 nt
Organism: Penicillium verrucosum
Lineage: Eukaryota; Fungi; Ascomycota; Eurotiomycetes; Eurotiales; Aspergillaceae
Exons: 2
Coding region: 1-261 (86 amino acids)
Source: RefSeq, a predicted model, not a curated record